UGGCCUUGAGUUAGUCAAUCAAAAUCAUAAUAACGUUACAGCUUCACAUGUUCAGUGUCGGUCGUUAAUAUAAGGAUUGAUUCUUAAUAAUGACUAGAAUUCGAACAUCUCUUGGAGUUUUAAGUCUUGGAUUUGGAUUGUUCACUGCAGAAGCUUUAUAUUCUGGAAACGAGCGCUUUUAUAAGGACUGGUUUUUACCCACCGCUCGUCUAUUAGUCCGUGAUGAUGAAAAUGCCCACAAUUUAACAGUUAACAUAGUGAGUUAUGGUUUUGUACCACAUAAACCCCGAAACUCAUUCCCCGAUAUCAAAUGUAAAGUUUUUGGACUUGAAUUCGAUCAUCCAGUACGAUUGACUGCAGGUUUUGAUAAAGAUGGAAAAGCAUUUAUGGGUCUUUUAAAUGCAGGAUUUUCAAAUGUUGAAGUCGGAACUGUCACUCCAAAUCCUCAGCCUGGAAACACACAUCCGCGUAUAUUCAGAUGGACCGAUAAUGAGGCGGUAAUUAAUCGAUGUGGGUUCAACAAUGAUGGACAUGAUGCAGUGUAUGAAAGGCUCAAAAAUCGUCCAUGGGAAGGUCGAGGUAUAGUUGGCGUCAAUUUAGGAUGUAAUAAAACAGGUACAGAUCCAACUGCUGAUUAUGUGGCAGGUGUUCGGAAGUUUGGCGAAGUAGCUGACUACUUAGUAAUCAAUGUAUCUAGUCCAAAUACCCCGGGACUACGCUCCUUACAGAACAAAGAAAAGCUACGUAAUCUCUUAUCCAAAGUUUUAUCAGCCAGGAAUCAAUUGUUGAAAAAAACACCUAUUCUGUUAAAAAUCUCACCGGAUGAAAAUGAUCAAAGUUUGAAAGAUAUAGUGGAAGUUGCAUUGGAUUCGAAGACUCGAAUAGAUGGUAUGAUUAUUUCAAACACAACACUUGCAACGUAUGAAGAAGCUGUAGCUUGCGGUGCUGCCCCUAUACCAGGAAACAAUGGACAGGAUGCAGUUGUCUAUGGUGGUUUAAGCGGUCGACCAUUGUUUCAAAAAUCAACAGAUUGCUUAAAGAAAGUCGCCGCAUUAACUAAAGGUGCUAUUCCUCUGAUUGGUGUUGGUGGUAUUAGUUGUGGUGAAGAUGCGCUGUCCAAAUUAAAUGCCGGUGCUAGUUUAGUGCAAUUGUACACAAGUUUUAUUUACCAAGGACCACCGGUUGCUCAUAAAAUUGCUAGAGAAAUUAAUGAAUUAAAAAUGACGCCAUCUUGAACUGUCGACUAAAAUAACUUGUUUUUUCUUUCUAGUAUAGAACCAUUUAAGUGCAACAUUUUAAUCAAAAUUACCUGUACAUAACAUUUUCGUAAGUGUAGUUUAUUUUGUAAACACUACUAGACUAAAAUUUCUUGUAAAAAAGAUGCGUGAAUUUUUUGUAAUGAAUUUCUCCCAUGUCCAACAGUUAUUUGAUUAUAAUCUGAUACUAGCAAUCCAUACACUUAGACGGUUGCACAGUAUUUCUUGAUUUUCAAUGGGCUUUACAGUCGAUGAAUGCUACUCCUUAAUACAAACUUAUCCUAUUGCUGC
Schistosoma turkestanicum is the source of this 1547-nucleotide messenger RNA. NCBI's taxonomy places the organism in Eukaryota, Metazoa, Platyhelminthes, Trematoda, Strigeidida, Schistosomatidae. The record is from the annotation of a GenBank genome assembly.